AUGUCUUCACGUAAGAAAAAUAAAAAAACCAAGGGACAGACUCUUGCAUUGACGGAGUUUUUGGGAGGAGUCCCGACAGUCCCAAUCAAGUCAACCAACUGGGCUGACGAUGUUGAAGACGAACAUGAUCUGGGGUCGUACAUGUCAAGAAGUAAUAAAGAGCCGGUUGUUUUACCAACGGCUCCUCGAGCAGCUCGUGGACCAGGAGUUGAUGAAGAGAAUAUACCAACGAAUCCACCUUACGUUGCUUAUAUUUCAAAUCUGCCUUACGAUGUAGUUGAAUCGGAUCUUGCUGAUUUUUUUGAAGGCAUGGAGGUAUCUAAUAUGCGUCUUCCCAAAGAUUCAACCAAGCUACGAGGGUAUGGUUACGUUGAAUUCGCAGAUCGUCAAAGUCUUAUUGAUGCUCUUUCAAUGAGCAAUACGAUGAUCAAAACAAGACGUGUGAGAAUCGAGGUAUCUAAUAGCAGCAACGAUGAUCGUCGUGGUGGCGGGCGCAUGGGAAUGGGUCGUGAUAAUCGGCGUGAUGGAUACGACGAUCCGGAACGAACCGCGGGAGAUUGGCGUAGCAAGCCCCGAGAAGAAUCAUCUGGUGGAGACGAUCGUUUCCGAAGUCGUGGUGGAUUUGAUGCUCGCGAACGACGUGGAGAGGAUCGUGAAAUUGAUAAUAAACCUGGAGGUUGGCGAGAGGGCGAGCGCAGUGCUCCAGCUUUCAGCGAGAGACGUGGUUUCCGCGGUGGUGAUGAUGAUAAACGUGGAGGUGGAUUCAGAGAUGAGGAACGCGGUGGCAGUUCAUCUUUUGGUGACAAACGUGGAUACCGCGAUGAUGAUAAACGUGGAUUCAGGGAAGGAGGAGAAGGUCGUCGUGGGUAUCGAGAUGAUGAUGGCCGUCGUGGUGGGUUCAGAGAUGAUGAAUCUAGUUCUAGUACUUGGCGUUCUGAACCAUCUGCUCAACCGGUUGCUGAUAAUCCUCCAUCCGCUGAACCACGGACAAGGCCAAAAUUGAACUUGCAGCCACGUACUAAACCGAUAGAAACGAUUGCUGUAGUAGAACCAAAGGUAGAAGAGGAAGAAGUUAAACAAGCAGAAGCAGAAGCAACUCCGGCUCCAGCACCAGUACCAUCAGCUAAUAUUUUUGGUGCUGCUAAACCCGUUGAUACUACUGCCCGAGAACGUGAAAUUGAAGCACGUCUUGCCAAGGUUUCAUCUGAGAAAGCAAACAAGUCUGAUGAUGGAGAAAACAAAGCCUGGCCAAAGCGCAACGGAGAAGGUCGUGGUGAUCGUGAAAAAGAAAAGCCACGAUCCGUCUGGCGCUCAGAUCAAGAUUCUAACAGAGGAAGGCCAGUGGACAGACGUCAGGAUCCUCCUCGGGGAAAUACCUCUGGUCGUUACGAACAACGCGGUGACUCUCAAGGAAAUUCAAAGGGUCACAAUUCACGAUCUGGUAAUUAUCGUGGUGACGGUAAACCCACUGACUCUCGUCGUCAUUUUACCGAGAGAGAACGUAGAUCCAAAGAUCGAGAAGAUAACGUUCCACCAAUGCCGAAAGCCACUGAUGAAGAAACUCCCAACUUUGUGGCUUCCAAUAAAUAUUCCAUGCUACCAGAAGAUGUGGACACUGAUAAUAUCGAUAAUUAG
Molecule: messenger RNA, 1635 nt
Organism: Cotesia congregata
Lineage: Eukaryota; Metazoa; Arthropoda; Insecta; Hymenoptera; Braconidae
Source: the annotation of a GenBank genome assembly